GCAGCCGCACUGCGGGUUUUACCGUAGAGAGCGGGAGAUGGCGGUGUUUUGAAGAAGAACCGCCAUUGGCGGUCCCUCGGAUUUAGCCCUUUCCCCACUCUGAGAGGAAGGGAAGCGGGCGAGCACUCCUCACUUGGCCCGAACGGCCACAAUGGGCCGUAAGAGAAGGAGUGGCUGCUCUGAGGCCGCGUCUCCGGCCCCGGUCCCCAGUCCGGCCCUCACCCUGGCCGAGUGUUUGUGCCCGGUUUGUCAGGAGCUGCUGGCCGAGCCGGUGACACCGCCGUGUGGACACUCACUGUGCCUAGGCUGCUUCCAGCAGACGGUAGAAAUCAGUAACCUCAACUGCCCGCUCUGCCGCCGCCGCCUGUCCAACUGGGCCCGGGGUAAGGCCCGAGAAGGCAGCCUGGUGAACACGGAACUGCAGGAGCGGAUCCAGCAGCAAUACCCGCAACUCCAGGCCGAGGAAACCAGUCACGAAGAAGUUGACAGGUUGUGUUCACGGCCUCAACUGUGCAAACCUGGUGAGGUUCGAAAGGAGUACGAAGAGCAGAUUAGUAAGCUAAGGGCAGAACGUCAUGCUCGUGAUGAGGAGGAACAGCGAGCCAGUGAAGACUUAAUUCAGAAAAUAUUGGCAGAAGAGAAGGAGUGGCUAAUGCAUGAGGAAAAGCAGAGGAAGGAAAUGGAUGAACAAUUAAAAAGAGAUGAAGAGCUAGCUCAAAUGCUGAGUAAGGAAGUGAAUUCAACAUACAAGACUCAUCCAGAAAGCUUGACUAGUCAUACAAGACGCACUUCCUUAAAAAUUAAUUCUUCAUCUGUCACCAGGGGAAACAAAUUGAUUCCACGCAGUUCCAGCCCUAUGGGAAAUAUACAGCAGUACUUAUCUCCCACUUCUAAGAAGUAUCGAAAAGCUGAAAGCACUAGAUUGAGAAGUGAUGCCUCUGUUAUAGAGAGCGAAUCUGCAGAUACAGAUGACAGAAUUUCAAAUAGUGACUCAAUUUCAAGUAUUUCUCUACCUUGUUAUGAAGAGGAGCAGGAGCCAAUCUGCAGUUCAGCCCAACCAGCAUUUGCUGAAUGUAUUGGAAGAGUUCCCACUGCAGCCGUUGGAGAUUAUCGGCAGGAAGAUGAGUGUAAUGGUGAGCACAGUCCAGAGGCUGAUGAAAGCGAGUUGGUGGGAGUUUGCAAUGGUGAAUGGAAGGGCAGAGAAAGCUACAAGGAAGAUGUACUACUUGCAGAAUUGAAGAUCAAUUCUAUCAAUAGCAAUAGCGAAGGUGAUCAGUUAAAUUUGACAGAGCUGCAAAAUUUAGGUUACAAACUUGAUCAUGCAUGCACUAGUGCAAGCUGUUAUGAUUUAGGUAAUACAGACUGUGAAACAGUAUGCUAUGAUGACAAUCUUGAAUUAAAACCAAAUUUGAAUCCAAAUCAAGGGACAAAGUACCAGGUUGGGAGUCAAGCUCCCAUUAAAUUAAAAGCAUUGGUGAAAAGAAAAACAUGGAAUUCCUCUGAAGUAGAAGGAGAAACUUGCUCCACUGUUAAAAAAAGAAAGAUCUGUGCUGCUGAAACCAGUGAAAGCAUUGAACCCUCCCAAGGAAUCAUGCAUGAAGACCUACUCUCAGACUGGGAGAAAAGUCAAGCUGAAAAACUUAGAAUGGAAGAGCAGGACAGAUUGCUGGCAAUCCGCAUACAGAGGAAACUUGACCGGGAGAUGCUCAUUGUUAACAGAAAGAGAGGAUCACCUGAUGAGUAUCUGCUUCGGACCAACAAAUCAUCUUUAAAUUGUGAGAAAAGGAUACGAAAGAAGGAACAACCUUCUGGAAAGUUGCAGACGCUGCAGUCUAGCUACUCGGCACAAGGUAACAAGCAAAGAGAGCGCUCGGGAUCUUUCACUAUAAGCAGGCAGAAAAGUAAAAGCUGGACAGUACACCAAGUUAAAAAUCAAAAACCCCUCCGUCAAGGGCCACUUUGUUGUAUGGAUGCCAACUCUGCAGCACUGAUUCCUGUCGAGGAACUGAGAAACAGUAAAAAACAACAGACUAUCGUUGAAAUGUUCCAGAAGCAUGCAACUAAUUAACAGGCUUGUUUCAAAAUUCACUCACUAUUUUAAUUGCCAGCAGUAUGUUGGUUGGAUGAAUGUAGCUUUCAUGCUACUGCCAAACUAGUGUUUAUUCACAUAAUUCAAUUCUUGUUUGCCAACUUUCCCAUUUGUAUCAAUUCCUUUUUUCAACAUUCAGAAGCUUUGCUGUAAACUAUGCUCUGAGCUUUAAUUUGCCGUUAAAUGUAUUGAAGCAGCCCUUUUUGCUAAGAAUAUUGGUUGUAUAAAUGAACUGUUUGUGAAAGCUCAAGUGAUAUUGCAGCUUAUCUCUCUCUCAACAUUGAAACGUAUUAUCUUUCAGUUUGGGAUCCUGAAUUCUUUGUAAACCAAGUAAUGUAUCCUCAAGCACUGCAUUAAUAAGAGGAAAACGUCACGUUCUAGUGCCUGGCCUCCUUGCAGUUUGACACUUGUGAUUUGUCAAUGUACUAGAUCUGUUUAUAAGAAAACUCAAGAAUCUUAUCGUCCAUUUCAUCACUAAUCCUGAAUGCCAUAGCUCAGUAUUCUGUUAUUCAAUAUGUUUGCAUUAUCCUUUAGUGUUUAAAAGAAGCUAAUAUCUCUAAUUAGACUUUAUCUAUACCAUUGUUUAUAUGGAUGGGUGGAAUGUUGCUAAAAACUUGCGAUAUUCGAUUAUUGAUUGGUUUCAAGUAGUUUGAAUAAUAAAGAAAAGCCAAACAUUUUGUAAGUCUUAAAUAAGAUCAGAGCUGCUGGCAUUACACAGUAGCUUCAGUGAGGAAGAUAGAUUAACAUUUCUCGCAUUGUUCUUGGGUUUGACCGAAAGAUUCCUGGAACUGAAUAAACAAGGACGAUGAA
Molecule: messenger RNA, 2899 nt
Organism: Stegostoma tigrinum
Lineage: Eukaryota; Metazoa; Chordata; Chondrichthyes; Orectolobiformes; Stegostomatidae
Gene: rnf168
Product: ring finger protein 168
Exons: 6
Coding region: 152-2068 (638 amino acids)
Biological process (GO): double-strand break repair
Cellular component (GO): nucleus; site of double-strand break
Molecular function (GO): ubiquitin-protein transferase activity; nucleosome binding
Source: RefSeq, a predicted model, not a curated record